Seminavis robusta is the source of this 3246-nucleotide messenger RNA. Lineage: Eukaryota; Bacillariophyta; Bacillariophyceae; Naviculales; Naviculaceae. The record is from the annotation of a GenBank genome assembly.
UCUACAACUGGACCGGUACCGAACUGCAUUGUAGUACCUCGACGUCCACAGACACAACAACCAACUUGAUAGCAUAAGUACUAAUGGAAGCUACCCCAUCGUACAUUGACAGGGUAAUACGGGGUCAAGAUGAAGGGACUUCUGCUACAUGUAAUAGCAGUGAAUACAUGCGGCAAGGACACUUGCUGGCUCUGAAUGGGUACACCACUCUGCAGCAAACCUAUAAUGCUACCACCGGUAGCAGCAGUACCAAACGCAGACGCCGCAUUGACGACAAGUUCAUGGGAAUCACUGUGAGUGCAUUCUUGGCAUGGCAUGAUUUUGAAGAACGACGAGGUCACGUCUUGCCGCACUUGCCGCAGUUGAUUGGCGACGAUUGCGAUUUCCAUUGGACGCUGGAGAUUCGAGACCCAAAGUUUUCCCAAGCCGAAGCCAUUCGACAAGCCUUGGCGGCCACUGUUCAUUCUAGUAGUACGAAUCCGUUUGCCGUGGUGGGACCUCUCUUUUCGUCCGUCACCAAGACCGUCAAUACCGUCUUGGGAGGUGGAUUGGGUGUCGCUCAAAUAUCCGGUGAAGCCAUGUCGGAUUCUCUCAAUAGUGCUCCGCUCUUUGCCCGGACCAUUCCCAAUACACAAGUACAAGCCGAGGCGACCAUGGCCUAUCUAGUCGGACAGUUAGGGGUCACGCGGAUUGCCUCUCUCUUUUAUGUCGAUGACACGUACGGGGUCGAGUUUGAUGCCAAUCUAAACCGCGCGGCCAAGCAGUAUGCCAUUGACGCACAGCACAAUAAUCAAGGGAUCAGCACUGUCACCAUUCUACGAUUUGCCAUUCUACGAAGUAAACCCAAUAAUGGCAUUCUAGAAACACUGCUGGACCUGCAACAGUCGCAAGUAAGAUACAUUGUGGCGGCAUUGGAAGAUGUGGAUUACGCCCCGGUCGUGAAACAAGCACAUCAACUUGGAAUCAUGGGGUUGGGACAAUCGGAGGAUUAUGCCUGGUUCUUUCAAGGAUUCUCCGAUUGGACCGAUCCAGUCUUUGGACACAAAGAUCCUGCAUUAGCGAAAGCAUUGCACGGAGUGGGCAUUGUCUAUCUACAUCUCGAACAGAACAUUGCCCUCAAUACGGCCAUGAAACGAUUUCAAGAAGCACCCGCCUUGCAACAAAUGCUCAUUGCACGAACCAAAGAACCUGAGCAAUUCCAAAACUAUACCUUUCCAGCCAACAAGUUUUUGCAACAGUAUCAGUAUUACACCUACGAUGCCGUCAUCGCCCUCGGUCUGGCUGCCUGUCAAACUCCUGGAAACUUUACCGGAGAACAGCUGCAUCAACAAUUGUUGCAGUUGGAAUUUGACGGCGUCUCGGGGCAUGUCAGCUUUGAUCCCAUCACGGGGACUCGCACUGCCAACUCUUCCAUGGUACACAUUAGCAAUUUGAUUCUCUCCAACGACAACAGCAGUCGCAACAGAAUUGGUGGAAGCAAGUACUAUUAUGAUUCUCGUGUCGUGGCGGUCGUCACGGGCGGAAAUAUUUCUCUCCAAACCGACAAUCCAUUCGUCUACGCCAGCAACUCCACCAUCCCACCAGAUGUGUAUCCACCCAUGACCAAUCACAAUUACAAUCUGAUACCCACGAGCUUGCAAAUUGUCGGUCUCGCCAUUGCUGCCAUGAUAGUACUACUCUCCUUGGGAUUCAUGACUUGGACGAUUCGAAAUCGAACCAAGUUUGUACUCACUGCUGCCCAGCCCGUGUUUCUGGUACAACUCUGCUUGGGGACACUGGUCAUGGCCACCAGCAUUGUCCCCAUGAGUUUUCAAGGAGAGACAUCCACGCCCGCAUUAAAUGUGGCGUGCAUGAGCAUUCCGUGGUUAUGGAUUGUCGGAUUUGUCAUGGCACUGUCGGCCAUUGUCUCCAAAACAUGGCGAUUGGAACAACUCAUGGAGGGAGCACGCGAACUCAGACGGGUACAAGUCCAACCGGGGGAUGUCCUGAAACCGUUUGCCAUGUUGUUGGUCUGGUGCGUGUCCAUGCUCAUUGGUUGGACCCUUGUUGCACCCAACACAUAUCAGCGCAUCUUUCUGCACGGCUAUGAUGAAUUCGGACGAACGACGAGCUCCUACGGAACUUGCACUUCGACGGAUCCAAAACUGGCAUUCAUAUUCCAGGUGCUCAUUGGAUUGGGCAAUUUCGUGGGAAUCCUCUUUGCAUCGUUCGAAUGCUACAAAGUACGAGAUGAAUCCACCUACUAUUCUGAGGCACGUUCCUUGGGAUGGAGCAUGGCAAGUUUGCUCGAAACUGCAAUCGUCUUUUCUCCACUCUUGAUCGCCAUGAGGAGCAACCCGUCGGCAUACUUUGUAUCGAUGGCUGUCAUGGUGGCAAUUAUCUGCCUCUCCUUUCUAUUGCCCAUUUUCGUUCCGAAAAUACAGAGACGUGGUGCCAGUUAUCAAGAUGCCAAGGAAGACGAACGACGUACGAAGGAGCUCAACAAUUUACUACUGAGUUUGGAAAGCGGUGCGGAUUUGUUCGCCGAUGAUGUGAGUGUGGGCAGUCGUCGAGGCACGAUGCACUUGGUUCGACAUGAUUCUGAUGCAGGCAGCCAUUGCUCGAGCAAGAGAUCGCACAAGUCAUUACCGUUUGUUCGCCCGGGUCCGGUCGUUCGGUAGCCAAACAGCAACACAUGAUCCCCGUAAAAGUUGGCUGGAAACAAGACAGCAAGCAAGCAAGACGCACAGAGAGCAGCUCCAAGGUACACUAGCUAAAAGAGGGUAGUUAGUUGCAGCCACAGCUCGCCUUGAUGCAUGCAGCUGCAAUCUGAUGGUCCCUGCUGCUAUUUUUCGCUUACCUACGAAGCAAGGGUGGCCUCUACAGGUCUAGUUGGCUACGGCUGCGAGAAGCCAGCUAACCAUAGAACAUGACCCUUUCGGGGGAAAUGUAUUGCUGAAGUUGCUUCGGCUGCGGCUUGGCAGGAACAAACGUGAGAAUGAUUCAAUCCAUGACGAUGCAACCUUCAGUUUGGCGCGACCUUGACGCACUAAUGAUGGCCCAUUUGAUGGAUCUACGAGCGACGUAUCAUAGACAAGAGCGCGAUUUCAGAACAUGCACCGAAUCGAAUGAUGAAUCAGACGACAGGCCAAGCAAAGCGUGUGUUGCCAUCGUGGCAGCAGACCAUGCAGUCACAACCAACGGGUAGCCCUAUUGGCACUGCACCGUGAAAGCAAACAAUGAUCUUGUCUCGCGCCCACUUAUGCC